Alligator mississippiensis (American alligator) is the source of this 4047-nucleotide messenger RNA. RefSeq names its product LHFPL tetraspan subfamily member 7 (gene LHFPL7). Gene Ontology annotation, cellular component: membrane. The record is from RefSeq and is a predicted model, not a curated record. The transcript is spliced from 3 exons. NCBI's taxonomy places the organism in Eukaryota, Metazoa, Chordata, Crocodylia, Alligatoridae. Bases 215 to 910 code for a protein of 231 amino acids.
GCCCGGGCAGCCCCCGCCCCUUCCCUUCCCUUCCCCCGGCCGCGCGGCUGCGCCGGGGGUGUCGCGAUCGCUCCCGGCCUCAGCGGCGGCUCCACGUGGGCGCUCGGGCAGCGCUGACAGCGGCCGGGGGCUGCCGGGCGGCCGCCGCCGCCGCCUCCCCCAUGGGCGCCCCGGUGCCCGGGCUGCUGUGAGGCUGCCCCGGGCGGGGGGCCCGAUGCAUUCGCUGCUGGAGCGGCAGAAGAAAGCGGGCGGCGGCGUGGAUGCCGGGCUGGAGCUGCCGGCGGGCUCCCUUCCCCAGCCUCAGAGGAUGUUCAGCUGCGUGGGCUGUUUCUGGGUCCUCCUGUCCUCCUGCCUGGUGGCCGUCUGCAGCUUCAGCUUCCUCUCCCCUGCCUGGAUCGUGAAGGAGCCUCCCCUGCCCCAAGCCCAGGACGAGGUGAGCUUCGGCUUGCUCUGGCACUGCUCCGAGACGCUGGAGCAGAUGUACAGCUGCUACACCUUCGGGGGCCUGGGCAAGUUCAACGAGAUCCCCUCCAGCUCCUGGCAGACAAGUGCAGUGCUGUGUUCUGGAGGCUGUGCCCUGCUAGCCAUCAGCUCCCUGCUGGCAAUCAUUGCCGUAUUCCUUCCCAGCGGGCUGUGCGAGAGGCGAGUGUGCACCCUGGCUGGUUACAUGCAGACAGCAGCAGUGUUCAUCAUGGCUUCCGGGCUCUUGGUUUAUCCUUUCGGUCUCAACUCUGCUACUGUGAAGAAAUUCUGCGAGAAUUCAGCAAUCUACUAUGCAGGAGACUGCCAGAUUGGAUGGGGGUAUAUGCUGGCCAUUGUUGGAGUCAUGUUGUCUGUCUUUUUACCAUUCUUUGCAAAAUAUGCACCAAAAGAGCACAUAUCUCCAACUCCGAUACCUACUAUUUUAUAGUAUUUUAUUCGUAUUUGACAGCAGAAGGCUCCUGUCUGCAAUCCAUAGGCAGCAAGUAUUAUAUAGCACUUCCUUUUAGCUGUAUUGCUAAAAACAAAACACACAAAAUUGAAGACCGGGGAAGGGGAGAGGGUCAGACUCAGAGACCAAAAGUGCAUUGAUAGUCUUCCGUCACUAUGAGACGCUAACACUCUGGAAUUGAAUAAGAUUCAUUAGCAGCCUGUAUACUGCUAGAAAUAUACAAUGGCUUAAUGCCUUAGACAAAAAAAAUCUGUUUAUCCUCAAAACAUCUGUCUACCUCCCAAACAGUUUCUUUUAUGUCUCAAAACCUUUUAAAAGCCUCAAUUCACUUUUAUAUAGUAUUCAACGUCAGAACUUUUAUGAACCCAAUCAUUUUAAAUCCAGUGAUGGUAUUUUGUUAUAAUUAUGAUGAGUAGAUAAGCUCCUGCUAGCGUAAGGGUGUAAAAUGAAGCUUGUUAUCUAUGACAAACAUUGUAAGCAAGAAAAAUGUCUUUUUUAAUCAAUGCAUGCUAGUUGUGUGCCUGAAGAUUGUAAUUUCUAGGCACACUUUUCUGUACCCAUCUAAGAAUUGGGACGUAUAGCCUCCGUAGUGACCGCUAUACAUUUUAGCAACCUUUUUGUUAAAGAGAUCUAACCAUUUCAAAGGGCCCAAUACCAACAUAACAGCUUAAAGCAGAAAAAUAAGUAUACAUAACAAGUGCAUUUGUUUAGUCAGUUCUUAGAUUAUAAUUCGCGUAUAGUUGUGCGGAAGCCUUUGAACUAUAAUUGCUUUUGGCUCGCUUUUGUUUCUUUAAAUCUGAGGGGUAAAGACUUCAUUAACAAACCCUAUUUGCCUCAUGACAAAGGUUCAUCAAAAUGCAAGACAGACUGGACAAGAUUCUCAUAUUCCCACUCAUUUUGAAUAGUAUCUUUUUCCACAAGAGUGUGAUUUAUUGUGGAGCGCAUGCUGUUUGACAUGAGUAUGCAUGGCAGACUCCGACGACAUGACAUUAAAUUUAAUGUUGACUAGGAAAAUGCCAUAGAUGAUGGGUAUUUUUUGUGUGAAAUUUAUGAAGUCUAAUUCCAGCAGUAGCAUUUUUAUCUUCAUUACCACCAAGGAUUCAAACAAAUGCACCAAUUGCCUUAAUUAAAAGAAUAAUUGGGUUCUAAUCCUGCUCCAUCUCCAUGUUCCUCACUGAAAAUAAAAAUCAAAUCCCCAUCCUUUCAUUGUGUCAUGAGAUCAUCAUUUAUUUGGUAUCAUAAUUAUGUUCAGUUCUCUUUUAAUAAAUAUUGUAAUUCUGAAACUUACUUUUCAGGUUUGUAACUUGUCACGUAACUUAAUUGAUCAGAUUAAUCAUGCUUUUUCACUAAUUACAUGAGCCCGACUACUGGUUAUCCGUGAAUUUCUUCUUUUGUGAAAAAGGUGUGCAAAGGGACAGAUGGAGAAACACCGAGGAUGUAUUUAUUAGAAAAUGAGACCAGGCAGAACAAUCACUUAAUUUUAUUCCAGGAUGUAUCAAAGUGCUGUAGAAAUCGUGGUUACAUUCGUAAGCCUUCUGAGCUCAAACAGAGGCGUGCGGUAUUUUCUACAGAACAAGUCUGUUGUUACAUCUUGCGCCCCGAAGGACAAAUCAUGCCCAUUAAGUUCCACGGCUAAUAUUGGGAAAUACAGAUGAGAAAGCAGAACCAAGUACAUUGGGAGAGAGCUGUGUGGUUUUGGUCAUAGCAUAAGUUCAAUUGGGAAUGAAAUCUUCUACAUGGGUAACAAAUAGGACGUUGAGGGGAUGUCCUUUGCCCUCCGAAAGUAAAUGGGAUAGAUUUCAGUCUUCUCUGUACAUAACAUGUGCUUCUUAUUAGCAUCUUAUGCUCUUCUUCUCAUAUGUUGCUGGAAUAGUUUGGAAAGUUUCAUAUAAAAUUAAGAAGGUAAAGACUGAAAAAAUUAAGACAGGUCAAUGGAAAAUCAUAACCACAAAGGAGAGAGAAAGAGAGAGAGAGGGAUGCAGGCUUUUCUUUCUUAACCAACCUGUGCCUUUACAAUUGAACAAAUGUACAAGACAGGAUCAAGAACUAAAAACAAAUAAAAAUUCUCAUCAACCACUGAAAAUGUUGUACAAUGUGUAUAAAAUGUAUUCUGUAGGGGUUUUGUUUUGUGUAAUGUUUACAAUUGUUCACUAAAUGUUUCACUAGGAAAAGUGAUUUGUUAGUGUAAACUAGAGAGCAUUCUUGCAAAGAAUUAACUGCUUACUCCAAAGUCAGAUUAUUUUAGAUUUAUGUCCGUGCCCGUCGGUCAGUCCAGCAGACAACUAGAACCCACUCCCGGCAUUGCUUAUUACUGUAGUGUUAGUCAUCUGUGCAGAGUUGGAAGCGGGAUUCAUUCCUUUGGCACCGAUAGGACCGUACACGCGAGUGAAGUUACUUGCACGUCCAAGCGUUUGCAGGCUUGGCUCCAGGCGGAAGUUCCUUGGUAACUCCAGCCUGCUGUCUCCAAGGGUUCUGUUGAUUGACCACCUCGCUGUACCAAACGCUUUCCUUUUUAAAAAAUCAUUUCACUUUUCUAACACAAUAAUCAAACUAAAACCUGAACAUAUUUUCUGGGAUGAUCUCCAUUUUUUAAAAGAGAAACAGAUGCCUCUGUUUUGAACUUUAUAUCAUUUUAAGUCCUGUGAGGAAAUAGUGUCAGUUUGUAUGCCGUCUACACACGGGUGGACAAAACUGCCACGUCAGGUGCGUGUUCAAAGCCACUUACAAGAGUAGAUAGAGCUCAGCGUGAAUGACUCCGACCAGAGUCGGGGAAGCAUAGGCUGCAGAGCCUCCGCAGAAUGUUGCUAACACUGAUAGAUCACUUUUUUAAUGAGGAUUGUCUGCGAGUUAAAUGGUGUAUAAUAGUUUUCUUGUUAAAAAAAAAACAAACACAAAAUUUACUGGAUCAGGUUCAAGUUUUAUUCUAAAUAUAUAAUUUUUUAAGUGUAAUGAAAAGCUGUAUUUUCCAUUACUGUGUUUCUGCGUUGACUAGCUGGCUCCUUUUUAGAAUAUUAACUGUUUUCUGUAUUUGACUUGUUGAAUAAAAUAUUUCAAUUAUUUUAAAUGUGAAGUUUACAAUUGCCAACACUGUAUAUUAAAAUAAUUCAUGUUCACUA